Manihot esculenta (cassava) is the source of this 817-nucleotide messenger RNA. RefSeq lists its product as uncharacterized. NCBI's taxonomy places the organism in Eukaryota, Viridiplantae, Streptophyta, Magnoliopsida, Malpighiales, Euphorbiaceae. The record is from RefSeq and is a predicted model, not a curated record. The transcript is spliced from 3 exons. The coding region runs from base 199 to 639 and encodes 146 amino acids.
UGUCUUUUAAUGGGUUCUCACUGUUUUCCUCUCUCUUUUCUUUCUCUUUCUCUUCUCUGCACUUCUUUAUAAAUAAGAAACCUUUCAUAGCUCUGCUUCUGCACUAAUCAACAUCUUAUAUUUCAGGCAUCCUGUAGAGAGAGAGAGAGAGAGAGAGAGAAGAGAAUUAAAGUUUUAGCUUUUAGGUUUUACAGAUCAAUGAAUGGUGUUUUACGUGGAGUUGAAAGCGCUUGUCGGAGACGGUUCCAUCAUAGCAGCGGAGAUUCACCUGACGGCGCCGCUGCCUCUGCCUCUGGUUCAACAAGGUCUUCUUUUUGCUUGUACACAAGCAACCAUGAAAUUUCUCAUCUUUCAAUAUCUUCUCUGCAAAGAAGCAUAGGAAACCAGGCAUACGAAGAUGAUGAGAUGGGAGGAUUGACAAGAGCAGCAAGACAAGCCAAGGAGAGAUUAGAUGAGAGGCUAAGAACACAGAGGAAUUCUGCAUCCAAAAGGCAUGAUACCAGAAGAAGCGUGAGGGUUGCAGAAGGCAGCUCAACGAGAGUAGGAGAAUUGCAGGCAAAGAUGUUGAGUUCAAAGAAAAAUAAUGGGUCUAAUAAGAAGUUCAGUUGGGCCAAAUUGAGCUGCAAAGCUGCUGAAUAAGAUGAUUACACCAUUUGCUUUGAAAAGUUCAAAGUCUGAUGAGACCAUGAUGCACCUUCGUGAGGACGAAGAAUAAAUUGAAACGUUAAUAUUUCUGAGCUAUGUGUGCUUUUAGUUAGUAAGUUAAGUGAAUCUAACCAAGUAUGAUACAUGUCAGAGUGUAUCAUUAUUUUAAUUA